Cheilinus undulatus (humphead wrasse) is the source of this 3818-nucleotide messenger RNA. RefSeq names its product RNA-binding motif, single-stranded-interacting protein 1 (gene rbms1b). Gene Ontology annotation, cellular component: ribonucleoprotein complex; nucleus; cytosol. Gene Ontology annotation, molecular function: poly(U) RNA binding; mRNA 3'-UTR binding; poly(A) binding. The coding region runs from base 181 to 1410 and encodes 409 amino acids. The record is from RefSeq and is a predicted model, not a curated record. The transcript is spliced from 13 exons. Lineage: Eukaryota; Metazoa; Chordata; Actinopteri; Labriformes; Labridae.
CAAACAAACGGGGCUGGGCAAUCGAAGUUGGGACAAUUUACGGAGGUUUCUGUUGCCGGAGAGUCGACGUCAACAAGGAUAUGUAUACGUUUAAUAUAAAUAGAAAGCUGUUUUUGUGUCUUCUUGCGGAGUAAAGAGGAUAUCCAUGUCGGUUUUUUUCCUUCGUGUUCGAGGACUUUGAUGUAUUUCGAUAGAAAUUGUAGCUUAACAGAAAAAACACCCUCCCGAAUUGAACUGAGGAUGAUUUUUGCUAAUACUGGAAACCCACUAAGGACACCGUAUCGAAAACAGCCACCUGCUGCCCCAUCCUCACACCCCAUGGCUCCACCCAGCCCAAGCACCAACAGCAGCACCAACAACAGCAGCAGCAGCAGCACUGCAGGCUGGGAGCAGCUCAGCAAAACAAACCUCUACAUCCGAGGCCUGUCCCCUUCGACCACAGACCACGAUCUGGUCAAGCUCUGUCAGCCGUAUGGCAAAAUUGUAUCAACAAAGGCAAUCCUGGACAAGACGACAAACAAAUGUAAAGGGUACGGCUUUGUGGACUUUGACAGCCCCGCUGCAGCUCAGAAAGCCGUAGCUGCCCUGAAGACCACUGGUGUCCAAGCUCAGAUGGCAAAGCAACAAGAACAAGACCCGACAAACCUGUACAUCUCCAACCUCCCAUUGUCUAUGGAUGAGCAGGAACUGGAGAACAUGCUAAAGCACUUUGGCCAGGUCAUAUCUACACGCGUCCUGAGGGACUCCAAUGGAGCCAGCAGGGGAGUGGGCUUUGCAAGGAUGGAGUCAACUGAAAAAUGUGAUGCUGUCAUUUCUCACUUCAAUGGAAAGUUUAUUAAAACACCUGCAGGUGUUCCAGCACCAUCUGAACCCUUGCUGUGCAAGUUUGCUGAUGGCGGACAGAAAAAGAGACAAAGUCAGAAUAAAUUUGCUCUGAAUGGUCGGGGGUGGGGAAGAGAAGGUGACUCCAGACUGGCUGGAAUGACACUCACCUAUGAUCCCAGUGCAGCAGCUUUGCAAAAUGGGUUUUUCCCACCAGCGUACAGUAUUUCAAACAGGAUGAUCGCUCAAACGUCCAUGUCCCCUUACAUGUCUCCACUUUCAACAUACCAGGUGCAGAACCCAUCCUGGGUGCCUCAUCAACCCUACAUAAUGCAGCACCCAGGUACAGUAAUAUCGCCCUCUAUGGACCCAUCCAUGUCACUACAACCCACUUCCAUGAUGGCUCCGCUUACACAACAGAUGAGUCACCUCUCUCUGGGCAGUGCAGGAACGUUUAUGGCCGCCAACACAGCUAUGCAGGGAGCGUACAUCCCCCAGUAUGCACACAUGCAGACGUCAAGUGUUCCUGUAGAGGAAAAUGGUGCUCAGUCACAGGUGGACUCUGGCAAUCCUUCGCCGUAUUCCUAACCUACAAACCAACAGUGCUGAGGUAACAUUUGGACAACGGCUACAACAAUCAUGUCUUCAAAAUGCAAUGGAUUCUAAGGAUCUUUCCACCGUUUUUGCACAGGAUCUGCAAACGUUGAAGUGAGACUAUUUUUGGUAUAAUUUUUCAGAGAGAAUAUCUGCGCUCAUCUAAUGAUUCAAAAAGAGUGACAAAGUUUUAUUUUCAUACUAGAAAACGUUUAUUUUGUUACCAAGGAUUUCCACGGGAUACAAGGAAGAAGAAUCAUGUGACCAGUUGUUCAAAGUGCAUGAGAAUAAAUCUGUCUUUUCUUAAUAUUUCCACAUCUUUUUUUCCUCUGAUGACAUUUUUGAAAAUGUGCUUGCUGUGUGAGUGUUGCUUUGGUGAAGUGUUUAGUGUUGUUCCCUUGUAAAGUGGUUUCUCUUAGUACUUUAGAUUGAUCUUGCUGUCUGAUUUUAAACUUGCCUUCACAGUUUUUGAUACAGAAGUUGUACAGACCAUCACAGAGAGUGGCAAUAAGCAAAAAUGUUGAGAGCGAUUGCCUUUGAAAUGAGCUAUGUAGGAGUUUUUUUUAAUGAAUUGUAUGUGUUUUUGCUCUUCCCCUCCAAUAAUUGUUAAAAAAUGAGAUUUUUUUUAGCGAGUAUGUUUUGAAUGAAAUGACUCUGCAUCUGAUAUUUUUAAUUGGAUGUUAUAUUUAUUUAGUCAGGAGACCUCACAUGUUUCAAGAUGUUGAGAGAUUCUGCUGAAAGAUCAACUUUUAAAUCUUGCCUUUUUGAUUAUUUUGUUUUGUAAAAUAGCAAAAAAAAGAAAUGCUUUGGUUGGGGGAUGAAAUGGGACAAAUAUGUUUUGUUUGUAUGUUGUGGUUUUCUACGGAAGCCCUGAGUGGACAUGCAUUCAUACAUUUGUUUUGUGCAGUUUUCCCAUAAAAGGGAGGAAAUUUCGGAGACAUUUUCAUGUUAUUAAAACAAAUAUCCUUGAAAACAAGCGGACGAUACUUAAAUGAAUGGAUGCAUAUCCACUUUUGGACUCCAUAGUUUUGUCUUUUUGGAUCAUUGUGAAUUUUAUUUUGGCGGGAUGUGUCUUUUUCAUGUUAUUUGUAAAAAUACCAGAAACACAGACUCAUGAUUGUGCAAAAACUCAUAAAGCCUUGUGACAGAAUUGAGGCAAAAGUUCAGCGAGUUGGGGUUAAAAUGAAACAAAAAUAUGUUUGACCUCGCUCUUUGAUAGGAAACAACAAGCAUGGCACUUUUACUCCACCAAAGAUAAAGCAUAAUUUAUCUCUUCAAACAGGAAAUAAGUGACUCUGCAAGCUAGAUUGUGCCUUUUUUGUCCAUUUAUGUUCAGUUAUAGGUUUUAGUUCAGCGCAGACACACAAAAGCAUGAAGGAAGGCCUGGAUCAUAGAAGUGCCACAGUCAAAAUCACACAUGGAGAGAAGAAAGAUCAACUUUAGGACAGAUGCGAAUCCAAUAUGACCUAGCACUAAAAGAAAAUGAGUAAAUUUAUGCUAAGCAGGCUUUCUGAUUCUAGGGUGAUUUGACCUGGUGGUCAGUGAGACCUGUUAUCUACCUCAGAGUUUUUUCUCCUCUGUACUAGGUCGGGUUUGCAGGUCCAGCCCGCCCUUCCAGACCAAAAGCCACGCUCAGGAGCUGGCCACAUACAGCUGUUUCCUUAUAGGUUGUUUGAAUACUUUUUUAUUUUCUCUUUUUUUUAACAAUAUAUUAUUGUUACCAUUAGGGGGUGGACAUAUGUUUCCACUCAUGUUCACACGUUCAGUGCUGCUGCUUUUAUAGUGCUAGAUCCCAGAAGGUCCAUCUCAGAUGUUAAAAAACAACAAUGACAACAAAGCGUUUGGGUGUUUAUCGAGUCUGUGCUCCUUUAAACAAACAUGUUUGUUGCUUUGUCUUGGGCGUAGACUAAAUGCACAGCAGCAUUCCCCCUCUGUAGUCCAACAAAUGUAAAGGGCCACUGUGAUUAUACUUGAGAUUUCCGUUCAAUGCCUGAGACUGAGGAGUUAUACUGUCUUAUGAGGUUAAUGCUGCUAGUGGUGUCUGAACCAAGUGCCAUAGUAUCUGGGUCAAGAGUUGCAGAAAUUGCAUCAAAGAUAAAUUGCUCAUAUAAGAAACCACCAUGUUGAACAGUCAUUAAGUUAUAUGAAAUAAUUUAUGAAGAGUUUUUUUUGUACAGACAGCUGGAGGAAAUAAGAGAUUUUCAUAGAACUAUAUGAAAGUUUUUAUUUUUUGUGCCACACAAUUGCCAGUGGUAACUCGUCUGUACAGUUUAAGAGACCUUUCCUCUGUUUUUGUUUUGUAGUGUUUCUUAAAGCCAAAGACUUUUUUUCAGUAGACUGUUGCCUAAGGUUUAAUCUUUCAUUUCUUUGACAUUUUUGAAUAAAAAUUUCCAACUUUUGAA